Molecule: messenger RNA, 849 nt
Organism: Numida meleagris (helmeted guineafowl)
Lineage: Eukaryota; Metazoa; Chordata; Aves; Galliformes; Numididae
Gene: TRIAP1
Product: TP53 regulated inhibitor of apoptosis 1
Exons: 2
Coding region: 60-290 (76 amino acids)
Source: RefSeq, a predicted model, not a curated record
CGUCAUCAUCACGCGCCGGAAGCGCGUCGGGGCGGUGGCGGAGGGGCUCGGUCGCCGCCAUGAACAGCGUGGGGGAGGCGUGCACCGAGCUGAAGCGCGAGUACGACCAGUGCUUCAACCGCUGGUUCGCCGAGAAGUUCCUUAAGGGCGAGAGCGACGGGGACCCCUGCGGGCAGCUCUUCAAGCGCUAUCAGCUCUGUGUGCAGAAAGCGAUCAAGGAGAAGGACAUACCCAUCGAAGGGCUGGAGUUCAUGGGUCCGAGCAAAGGGAAAGCUGAAAAUUCCUCUUGACUUCAGCUGUAUGGAUGGAGUCAUUAAUGUGAGCCUAUGGGCUGAGAAUGGUGACCAGACAGCAGCCAGGACACACCUGGAUAGCGCUUUGCUAAGCUGCUUCCUCUCUGUAGCAUUCUAGGAAGUGGGGUGUCUUCUAUGCCUGUGAAAACAAACUACCACAAAGCAAAAGACUUUAUGAUGUGGUACCUGCUGCCUCCUUUCCAAUGAAUCGUGGUGGUGGUUCGGCUUAUAACAGUGCAAAAAGAUGAUUUAACUAACUUCUAUCGAAUGUACUUUGUAAUGGGAGAUGUUGAACUUACUAAUAGCUAAUUUGUGACCCAGUUCUCUUGCUUAUUUAUAUAACACUUGGAAGUGUUUAAAAAGAAGGUUGAUUUACUUUGUCUCAUCUCUGUGGUGCUGAAUUUUGGUGGAAGAAGUCUGAUUUAUAUGAUCCUGAAUGCCAGGGGGCUAAAGCACUGGUUUGUGCCAGAAACAGAGAUGGUAUAAAAGCACUUUUGCUGGACUUGCAAUAACUUAAAUGAAAUAAAUCUAACAAGUUAUAUUUUGUUCACGUGGA